Molecule: messenger RNA, 937 nt
Organism: Amorphotheca resinae ATCC 22711
Lineage: Eukaryota; Fungi; Ascomycota; Leotiomycetes; Helotiales; Amorphothecaceae
Exons: 4
Coding region: 141-740 (199 amino acids)
Source: RefSeq, a predicted model, not a curated record
UGGAGCCACUCCCUGAAACCCUCCGGGACCGCUCCUAGCCCCUCGCCUCGGCACGUUUUAUCUACCCCGCCAGAGCAGCUUACCCCGGACUUCACUCUUCCGCACUAUCAUCAUCAUCGAGCCAAGUGAAGCAGCACAUCAUGUCCGAGAAAGUAGGAAGACGGCUGAAGAGGCCUGCUCUCUUUAUAUGCGACAUCCAGGAGAAGUUCCGACCUGCAGUUUGGGAAUAUGAGAAGAUAAUCCUCACGACUCAGAAGAUGAUCAAGGCGGCCUCCAUCCUUAACAUCCCCAUCUACGCCACGACGCAGAACCGCGCACGACUCGGGCCCACAUGCGCAGAGCUCGAGAUCCCCAACGCUGUUGAACACGCCGACAAGACGGCCUUCAGCAUGUGGAUCCCCGCGAUCGCGCAGCACUUCUCGUCGGCGGCGCCGGCUGAGAUCGUGCUCGUGGGCAUCGAGAGCCAUAUCUGCGUCACGCAGACGACGCUGGAUCUGCUGGCGAACGGGCACAAGGUCUACGUCUUGGCGGAUGGGGUCAGUUCGUGCAACCCGCAAGAGAUCCCGAUUGCGUUGGCGCGGCUCCGGGCGGCGGGCGCGGUGGUCACGACGAGCGAGAGCUUCUUGUAUGAGUUGAUGGGCGAUGCAGCGAUCCCGGAAUUCCGGGCCGUGGCGGGGUUGGUGAAGGAGUCGAGCAAGGAUACGAAGGAGGUUCUGCAUACGUUGUUGAGUAAGAUGUAGGAUGGGAUGAGGGUGGUGCCUCGACUUGGGCGCGAAGAUGCAGCGCGCGACGAGAGGGUUGACGAGGAUGGGAUCAUACUCGGUAGUUGAUCGCAUUUCAUGGUCCUUUACCGGCGCGAACAAACCUUGAACGGUGCCUAGAAAGUCAAGCAGUAAUACCUACGUCAUGAAUAGAUAUGGCAACUUGUUCAUUUCCA